AUGCCUGAUCCCUCGAUCUCGCUGCAGUCGUACGCGGGGGGUCGUCCUCCGCGUGAUCGGUUUCUACCCUCGUGGAUCAUCAACUACUUCUCGCGAGGCCGCGCUUCGUCAUCGGCGCCUGUCGCAAGCUCUGCGAUCGCCUCGUCGAACACGGCGCCUGGCGGCGACUCGGGUGGCCGUCAGCCUCAUCUUUGUUCGCCAGCGUCCACUCUCGUGACCUCUCCUUCUGCCUCGCCGUCGCCCGGCAAACGCCCAGGGCUGCGCGAGCGACUAUCGAUCUUACAACUAUACCGCCGUCUGUCGCGGGUGCUCGCUCCCUCGUCGCGCGGCUCACAGCGCAUCCCCACGCGCUCUGCCGUUCCCGAAGUCGUUCCGGACGCGCUUCAGCUGCCGCCAUCGUCAUCCACGGAUGAUAUGGACCCCGGUCCUCCUCCCAAUUCGCUCCCAUCGCCCACCGCCACGACCUUGGAAGUGACCGCGCCUUCGACGGACGCCGAGGACGCGAUUAUCCACACAUCGACCGCAUGCAUCGAUGUCGCCGACCCUAUGGCCGAGAUGUGGGCGGAGGCGGUGGGAGAGUGGCAGCUGAAGACGGGCCUCGACCUGGCUGUUCCCGACGCCAUCCCUCUCCGCUCUAAGGAAGCCGUGAUGAAUUACAUCGCGAAGAUGGAGGAGGAGAAUGGAUUCGAGAAAGGCGAGUGGGAGACGCUGCGCGAGCGCGUCGACCCGCUGGCGCACAUCCUUGAGAAAUUAUGCAACCCGAUCGGGGAUACGAUCUCGGCGGCCUUCCCACCGAGCAAUAUCAUCUUCGCGGCCGUCGGAUUGAUCGUCAGCGCGUACACUAGAACACGCGAGGACUUCGCUCAGAUCGGUGAUGCUUUCCAUGAGAUGCGAUUCCAUCUGCAAGUCGUCGAGACUGUUGCAGACUCGCAUCCCUGUGACGUACUGCGUACCGCAUGCGUCCUGCUCCUCAUCAAGGUCCUCUCUGUCCUUGGAGUCAUCGCAGAAAUGCGACGCGAAGGAUAUCUACGCAAGCCCCUUCCUCUUCCUUAUCUCGAGGCUACGCGGCCACUGUCCGAAGCCCUGCAGAACUUACGCAUGCUUGCCACCAAUCAACAACAAAUGGUGGCUGCGGUCACUCUCAACAAAGUGACGCAGUUAAUGGAGAGCAUCGCCAGUGACAAAGUUAGCCAGGAAUGGAUAUGCGGGUGUCUCGUCGACGUACUGCGAGCCAUUCGGGAAAGUCAUGAUCUUGGUUCAUCGACGCAGGCAGAAGUCAAUGCCCAUCGCACCGCUCUCCGGCGCAUGGAGUUGGUGCUGUACGAUCAGUCGGAAAAGCUGAGAAAAAUUGAUAUGUCCGCGGAGUGCGAACAAAUUAAGGGAUGGCUCAAAUACGUAGAUCCAUCUUACAGGCUGAGAAAGCUACUGGACGACCGUGCGGAAGGGACCGGCUCAUGGUUCCUUGACGGCGAUGAGUUUGCCGCGCUGAAGGAGGGUAAAACCAAGGCCGUACUUCUCAGCGGAAAAGCUGGCAGCGGGAAAAGCACAAUCAUCGCUGCCGCCGUCGAAGCGCUGCGUGCCUACCACGCUUGUGACCCUCACUCACUCGUCCUCGUCCACGUCUUCGACUCCACAAACGCGACCUCUGGUCAGCGGGACCUGCAUGCACUGCUAUCGACACUGCUCUGUCAGCUCGCACUCAACAACACUCACUGCGCGUCCAUAAUCUCGGAGGCUCACAAGAAAAUUGUAGCCAAUGGACUGCCUACGAAGACUCGGAUGGAGGGAUUGUUGAUGGAGACUCUUCGAGCUACGUCGCUGCACAUCACUGUUGUCGUUGAUGCCCUGGACGAAUCCAGUGACGAGGAAGACAUUGUCUCCUUUAUCCGACGACUUGAGGCAAUGUCGGCCAUAAUAGUGCUUGCUUCUCGCCGUCCCGUCAUCGGAUCGACCCCGAUCUUUGGUGUCGUGAUCUCCAUGGAUAAUCAUGUCAAAAAUAAUGACAUUGGAUUAUUUCUGGAUCUCGCCAUGGCUCAGGGAAGCAAUCUCGGAAAAAUGCAGUCGGACCGCAAGGACAUGCGGGCAAAACUGCUGGCGGGGGCUGAGGGAAAGUGA
Molecule: messenger RNA, 2115 nt
Organism: Schizophyllum commune H4-8
Lineage: Eukaryota; Fungi; Basidiomycota; Agaricomycetes; Agaricales; Schizophyllaceae
Exons: 9
Coding region: 1-2115 (704 amino acids)
Source: RefSeq, a predicted model, not a curated record